This is a messenger RNA of Fusarium redolens, 831 nucleotides long. RefSeq lists its product as uncharacterized. Lineage: Eukaryota; Fungi; Ascomycota; Sordariomycetes; Hypocreales; Nectriaceae. The transcript has 4 exons. The record is from RefSeq and is a predicted model, not a curated record. Bases 1 to 831 code for a protein of 276 amino acids.
AUGGCAAAACACGUGGAGUACCCCACGCGCAAGCUAGAUCUACUAGCCGGCAUUGCGACGAUCGUUGACGAUCUAGAAUGUCAUGCGGCUGUAGCGUUUUUCAAUGGCUAUAGAUACAGCGAAGAUGUCGUAGCGACAUAUGAAUUGCCAAUCCGGGCGGACGUUUCCGGCCAAAUUGGAAGCACCAGAACGGACAUUUUGCAGCGUCUUAUCGAUGUUUUGGAGAAUCUUCAGACCAAGAUCCUUGAAGCCAAAGUGGGCUGCAAUGAAGCAUGCCGAGCUAUGCUACUGGGGAGUUUAUUGCAAGGAAUGAAGAAGUCGGGCAUCUACCCACGCCCUUCAUUGCCAUUCCCUGAGCUAUCCCUCGACGUUCUUCUCGCGUCGUUAACAAACGGUCAGCCCAAACCUACACAAGCUGGGACCAAUACUGCUUCUGGAUCAACACCUCAGCGUACUGCCGGCUUGAGUGGCCCCCCUCAGUCUUCCAGGAGUCUUUUUGGUGCCCCUACUGCUCCUCAGAGCACCAAUACUUCUCGAGCGCCUUUCAACUUCAGUGGCCCCUCUCAUUCUUCCGGUAAUCUCUUUGGUACAUCUACUGUGCCUCAGAAUAUUAUUAGUCCUCGAGAAUCUUCCCAGUCUGGAACUGGUGGUUUGUUUGGUGGUAAGGCUAGUUCCAAUGCUGUUCCUAAUCCUCCAACGGCAGAAAGCCCAGAACAGCCUGGAACUCUUGUUAAGCAUAACUAUCGCCUGAAGGAUCUUAUUGGGCCCUUGAUAAUGGCAGCCGAAAAGGAAAUCACAGGGCUGAAACUUGCAGACUUCCCUCGACCGUAG